AGCAGCAGGAUUUAAGCAGAAAACAAUUUUCAGAAUUUUGCAGAGCACGAUUUUUCUAAUUUGAUCCACUCACCGAGGAUUGGUAAUGGUGUCUUCUUUGAGAAGGGGCCGAGAGGUCGGGCGACUGCUCUUCUUGCUUCUGCUGCUCGCGUCCUGGGAAGAAGGGAGCGGCCAACUUCACUACUCGGUCCCCGAGGAGGCCAAACACGGCACGUUCGUGGGCCGCAUCGCCCAGGACCUGGGGCUGGAGCUGGCGGAGCUGGUGCCGCGCCUGUUCCGGGUGGCGUCCAAGGACCACGGGGACCUGCUGGAGGUGAAUCUGCAGAAUGGCAUUUUGUUUGUGAAUUCUCGGAUCGACCGCGAGGCGCUGUGCGGGCGGAGGGUGGAGUGUAUUCUCCAUCUGGAGGUGAUCGUGGACCGGCCACUGCAGGUUUUUUAUGUGGAGGUGGAGGUGACAGACAUUAACGACAACCCACCAGUAUUUCCAAUGACAAUAAAAACUAUCCGGUUUCAUGAAUCAAAGCUGCUGGAUUCCGGGUUUCCCCUAGAGGGAGCAUCAGAUGCAGAUAUUGGAGUGAACGCCCUUCUCUCCUACAAGCUCAGCACCAGUGAGUUUUUCUUUCUCGAUAUACAGACAAAUGAUGAGUUAAGUCAAUCUUUGUCUCUCGUACUAAAGAAACCUCUGGAUAGAGAGGAAACUGCGGGGGUGAAUUUGUUACUAGUGGCUAUGGAUGGUGGCAAACCAGAGCUCACUGGCACCGUUCAAUUGCAUAUUAAGGUAUUAGAUGUGAAUGACAACGAACCAGUCUUUGAACAGUCAGUUUAUAAAGUGAAAGUGGUAGAAAACACUGCAAUUGGAACAUUAGUUCUUAAACUAAAUGCUUCUGAUGCAGAUGAAGGAUCCAACAGUGAGAUUGUGUAUUCAUUUAGUAGCGAUGUGUCCUCUACUAUUGAGAUGAAAUUUAAGAUAGAUCCCAACUCAGGAGAAAUAAGAACCCAUGGACACUUAGAUUAUGAAGAAUCAAAACACUAUGAAAUUCAAGUCAUUGCAUAUGACAAUGGAUCUCCCUCAAUGUCUGGGCACUGUAAAAUCUUAGUAAAAUUGGUGGAUACCAAUGAUAACACACCAGAAAUAUCAAUAACGUCACUCUCACUUCCAAUUCGAGAGGAUGCUUCGCAAGGAACAGUCAUAGCCCUGAUUAGAGUGUCCGACCAGGACUCCGGUGCCAACGGACAAGUCACCUGCUCUCUGACGCCCCACGUUCCCUUCAAGCUGGUGUCCACCUACAAGAACCGCUAUUCCCUGGUGCUGGACAGCGCCCUGGACCGCGAGAACAUAUCCAGCUACCAGGUGGUGGUGACGGCGAGGGACGGGGGCUCGCCCGCGCUGUGGGCCACGGCCAGCGUGUCGGUGGAGGUGUCGGACGUGAACGACCACGCGCCCGCGUUCGCGCAGCCCGAGUACACGGUGUUCGUGAAGGAGAACAACGCGCCGGGCUGCCACAUCUUCACGGUGUCGGCGCGCGACGCGGACGCGCAGGAGAACGCGCGCGUGUCGUACGCGCUGGUGGAGCGGCGCGUGGGCGAGCGCGCGCUGUCGAGCUACGUGUCGGUGCACGCGGAGAGCGGCCAGGUGUUCGCGCUGCAGCCCCUGGACCACGAGGAGCUGGAGCUGCUGCGCUUCCAGGUGAGCGCGCGCGACGCGGGCGUGCCUCCGCUGGGCAGCAACGUGACGCUGCAGGUGUUCGUGCUGGACGAGAACGACAACGCGCCCGCGCUGCUGCCGGCGGGCGCGGGCGCGCUGGGGGGCGCGCGCGGCGAGCUGGUGUCGCGCUCGGUGGGCGCGGGCCACGUGGUGGCGAAGGUGCGCGCCGUGGACGCGGACUCGGGCUACAACGCGUGGCUGUCGUACGAGCUGGCGCCGGGGGCGGGCGGCGCGCGCAGCCCGUUCCGCGUGGGGCUGUACACGGGCGAGAUCAGCACGACGCGCGGCCUGGACGAGGCGGACGCGGCCCGCCAGCGCCUGCUGGUGCUGGUGAAGGACCACGGCGAGCCGGCGCUCACGGCCACGGCCACGCUGCUGCUGUCGCUGGUGGAGAGCGGCCAGGCGCCCCAGGCGGCGCCGUCGCGCGUGGCGGUGGCGGGCGCGGCGGCGGCGGCGCUGGUGGACGUGAACGUGUACCUGAUCGUGGCCAUCUGCGCCGUGUCCAGCCUGCUGGUGCUCACGCUGCUGCUGUACAGUGCGCUGCGCUGCUGGGCGCCGGGCCGCGGGGCGGCGAGUGUGGAGGCCAAGCCCCCCGUGGUGUGCGCCAGCGCGGUGGGGAGCUGGUCGUCGUCGCAGCAGAGGAGGCAGAGGGUGUGCUCGGGGGAGGGUCCCCCCAAGGCGGACCUCAUGGCCUUCAGCCCUAGUGUACCUGACUGUAGAGAUGGAGAACAGCAUCCUGAAGUUGCAGAUUCCUUUAAAAAGGUUAGUUUAUGA
This is a messenger RNA of Suncus etruscus (white-toothed pygmy shrew), 2479 nucleotides long. RefSeq names its product protocadherin alpha-2-like. Bases 86 to 2479 code for a protein of 797 amino acids. Gene Ontology annotation, molecular function: calcium ion binding. The transcript is spliced from 2 exons. Gene Ontology annotation, biological process: homophilic cell-cell adhesion. Gene Ontology annotation, cellular component: plasma membrane. The record is from RefSeq and is a predicted model, not a curated record. Lineage: Eukaryota; Metazoa; Chordata; Mammalia; Eulipotyphla; Soricidae.